AAACCACAGAAUCACUCUUAUCUCUUCCACUGGAUUCUUCAUCCUCAUCCAUGUGCAUUCAUUCACCUACCAGCUAGCUACCCUGUUUUGGCUUCUGAUACGCAAUGUGCAUCUGAGAUGAAACAGAGCAAAACAGAGUGCAGUCUUCAAUUUCACGCCAACCAAUCCCAAUCAUCUCAGAAAUCCCAAUUCAGAUCUGAUCAUGGAGCAUGACUCAAAGACCCCUUUGCUGGAAUCUUCCAGAAAAACUUCAAAGCUCCAAACCUUGGGCAACAUCAUUGUCACCGUUGUCGGAACAGGGGUUCUGGGUUUGCCCUUUGCUUUCCGGGUAGCUGGGUGGGUUGCUGGAUCGCUUGGAGUUGCUAUCGUCGGCGUUUCCACCUACUAUUGCAUGCUCCUGCUUGUUUGUUGCAGAGAUAAGUUGGCAUCAGAAAAGGCAUUAGGGGAAGGAGGAACAUAUGGAGACCUGGGUUAUAGGAGCUUUGGAACCUUGGGCCGGAUUCUGACAGAAUUUAUAAUUUUAGUAGCACAGUGCGCAGGGUCUAUUGCAUAUUUGGUAUUUAUUGGACAAAACCUUGAUUCUAUAUUCCAAAGCAAGGAAUUCUCGGUCACCUCAUACAUAUUUAUGUUAGUACCGGUUGAAAUUGGAUUGUCAUGGAUAGGGAGUCUAUCUGCUUUAGCACCUUUUAGCAUUUUCGCAGACGUGUGCAAUGUCCUGGCUAUGGGAAUUGUGGUGAAGGAAGACGUACAGCAGGCGUUAGGAGAUGGGUUUCCACUUGGACAAAGGACAGCAAUCACGUCCAACAUUAGGGGGUUGCCAUUUGCAGCAGGCAUGGCUGUUUUUUGUUUUGAGGGGUUCGGAAUGACUCUUGCCCUGGAGAAUUCUAUGCAGGAUAGAUCUAAAUUUCCAAAAUUGCUGGCUCAAACUUUUAGUGGGAUAACACUUGUGUACAUUCUUUUUGGGUUAUGUGGUUACAUGGCUUUUGGUGAAGAAACCAAAGACAUUGUGACCCUUAAUCUCCCUAGAAAUUGGUCAUCUCUUACUGUACAGGUAGGAUUAUGUCUGGGGCUUGUUUUCACAUUCCCUAUCAUGUUACACCCAGUUAAUGAGAUUGUGGAAGGAAAACUCAAACAUGUCUGCAGAAACAAUAAUGAUUCAACAAGUUUAGGAAAUAUUUCCAUAUACGUCAGUCGUGCCAUUGUGGUGGUUCUGCUGGCUUUCAUAGCUUCAUUUGUGCCAGAAUUUGGUGUAUUUGCCUCAUUUGUCGGGAGUACCUUAUGUGCAAUGCUCUCAUUUGUUUUGCCUGCCAUAUUUCACCUAAAAAUAUUUGGCUCUUCUCUACGCAUAUGGCAAAAAGCCUUGGAUUUUUUUGUAUUAAUCUGUGGAUUACUUUUUGCUGUAUAUGGAACUUACAGCACAGUCGUUGGAGUUUGAUGUAUCUAGACAUGUAUUAUACUUUGUUUGAAUCUUUUAUACAACUCAACUAGUGAAUUUCAUGUAACAUAAUUCAUUACAGUUAAUGCAUGCACGUUGUGAAUCCAAACACA
Messenger RNA from Lotus japonicus, 1548 nucleotides. RefSeq names its product amino acid transporter ANT1. The record is from RefSeq and is a predicted model, not a curated record. NCBI's taxonomy places the organism in Eukaryota, Viridiplantae, Streptophyta, Magnoliopsida, Fabales, Fabaceae. Gene Ontology annotation, biological process: amino acid transmembrane transport. The coding region runs from base 203 to 1435 and encodes 410 amino acids. Gene Ontology annotation, molecular function: amino acid transmembrane transporter activity. Gene Ontology annotation, cellular component: vacuolar membrane. The transcript has 3 exons.